GUUGGAUGGGAUGAUCUCCAGAGGUCCCUUGCAACACAAACAAUUCUGUGAUUCUGUGAAACAGUUGAUUAAUCAGUCAGCCAGGAUGUUCUUAGAGCUUUGAAUUCCCUAUUAAGUUUUAUUGAACAUGCAGUCAUGGAGCAGUUAAGUCCAUCUAGAGGAAAUUUAUGAAGGAAAACCCUUAGUGGAAAGACUCAUUUGUCUUAGGCAUGUGCUGCUGAGCUGCAUUAAGGGGCUAUACUUAGUGGCCUGUAAAAAUAAGCAGUGGGUUUAUAUUAUGUAAUCAGCUUGUGUUGACAAACAGCUAUUGGAAAACUUAAAGUAAUCCUUGAACCUGUCAUCAGUCUUGCACCCAAGUUUCCAAUAGAGAAACAGCCCCAGGGGUAACAUCCUCUAUCCUCAACAAGCUGGGGCUCACUUGCUGCCUCUGGAAGGAUCAGGGCCUAUAGUGAGAUGCAGUACAGCAGUGAUUAGAAAGAAAUUCAACAUUGGGUUUUUUAAAAUUUUAUUUUAUUGUUUGCAUUGCCCAUAUCCCUCAGUAGCUAGUUACUUUUCCAGAUCAUUUAUGAUUGAUUGAACAUGAGAGAAGUUGGAGCAGAUUACUUGAAAAUGCUGCUGAUGUUGUUUCUCUCAUGUAGGAGCUGUCUACUUGCUUGAAUGUAAAAAAAGUUUCAGUGCAAUUUUUUUAUAUGGUAGCUCAGUUUUCUUGGAAGUUUGAGGGACUUUUUAAAAGUUUUCCUGGAAAUUAUAGUUACUUUACAAAUAUAUUUAUAAAAUGUAUUCUGUUUUAAUUCAGUUUUGCAAAGUAGUGGGAAUUGCAUCAAAUAGUUAUAAGUACAUUGUUGUAGAGCCCUUUCAAAAAAACUUCAUCAGAGUGGAAAAAUGGCAAUCACUUUUACAAAACACAUGGUGACUCCCACCAAAUAAAAGCAUUUAUCCUGGUGUGCAUGGGUUCUUCAUAAUUUUUUACUGGUUUUUAAUGCCCUAUGAAUGAAUCAUGGUGUAGGUCCAUGAGUCUUCCUCAUCCCUGCUUUUAAACCUUUUAUUUACCUUAUAUUAUAAAUACCUUACAUUUAUUAAAUGACAGUGGAUCAUUUACCACUAUCUAGUGCUGAGAUGCUUAAGCAACUUUAGAUUAAUAGUUACUGAAUUUAGUAGUUUAACUAUUUCAUCCCUGAUUUCAUUUAAAACACUUGGGUAAAUACUUCAAAGUUUGAGUUUUUUAACUUGUACAGCUGAAUGAAGUCUCUGAAUGAAAAGCUAGGUCUCCACACAAAACCUUUUGGGUUUAUUUUGUCUGAAAAAAAUGCAGCUGUAGAACUGGUGAUCUGGAGAUGUGAGAAGGUCAGUGUGAUCUGUAUUACAGCACAUUAAGGACACAGAAAAAGCCAUGAAAAGUUGUAAAUGGGAAUACAUGCACUGGUCUUUCUUCCUUACAUCUUCUAAAUCUGCAAUGACUAGAAUAACAGAUACAAACUGAUCUUCUGCUACACUGACUAAAUCCUUUUUUAAAACAGAUUAUUUUUAUUUCUUGACAUUACUACAAUGUGUACAUAACAUACAUGGCCACCACUGCCACAAUCAUUGUAUAUGUUGUGUUAAUAUCUAUUGUUCACCACAUUGGAAUUCUUUAAUUAUUCACCUAGUCUGUAAUUAUUCACCAUUCAUUUAUUCAAUCAUUCACCUAGAGAAAAAAACUAAACAAAAACUUGUACAUAUCUGGGAGUUAGUGCUUUCUGUUUUGCUGCUUUCCAAGAUUGCAAAGUCAGUUUUAAUUGUGUUAAUGACUGAUGCAGAAACAUUUUUCAUUGUAGUAUUGCUGUGUGCUGAUGACUCAUGUGCCUGCUCUAAUUCAGAUCUGUGCUUCUGAAUCUGCAUGGUUCCUAUUCAGUGUUUCAGUGAAAGGAUCCUGUCAUGAUCUUGUUCAACAGAAAGUUAAUUAUGUUAACAUUUCAUUCUCAUAUUGUCACUCACAACAAGCUGUGUAGGGAGCUGAUCACAAGUACAUCAUUAUCUCUGCAUUUAUAGAAUGGAAAAUUAUCAAAGAAAAUGAGUCACAAACUUUCUUUAGAGGUGAAUCUCAGAACUGAGUGUUCAACAGCUUUGGGCCCACCAAUCCUGCAGCAUUGUUGACUUGUGUGACUCUACAGAAAUGUUUUAGUUUUUGUCUUUAGUUUUUGUUUGUUUGCCAGCAGUCUUAAGUACCACACCUUAAUCAACUUGUAAAGGAAAAAAGGUGCAAUGGAAAAUAUUGUGAUAGAACUGAAGUGAUUAUGGUGAUUUUCCCAAUAGUUAGAAUUGAAGCAUUCAUGUUUGCUCAUUUGAGAGCAGAAGCAGGGAUUUAUUUACUGCAGCUUUAUGGGUUUUUUCUGGGAAAUGCUUGUCUUGGGCACACAGGGGCUUUCCAUCUUGUGUUAAGCAAAGCUCUGUGGUGGACAUGCAUGAAAGAGCCUGGUACUCAUCAAGUUCUUGUAUCUGCUGCUGAGUGUUCCAGAGGCACAAGGUAAAGGAAUAUUGUUCCUGUAAAGCUAUACCAAAGAUUCCACUUAGGAAAAUGGGGGACUGGUUUUUCUUUUCUUUUUUCUUCUUUUUUUUUUUUUCCACUUCCCUCAAAGUGGGCAUAUUUCCCCCUUUUUUUCUCAUUUAAUUUUUAGGACUAAAAAUUUAAAGAACUGUUAGUUCCAUCAUCAGAAGUUAAAUAACCAAUUUUUUUCCCUGGAAAUCUUCUGAAAAAUGUUACUAAAAGAGUUAUAUUUCAGUGUCCAUGAGUAAGCUUGAUUUGAAUGGCAAAUAACUUCCUUCCAUGAAUAGGGUGUUUGCUAAAAUAAUUAUUUCAUAGUGUAAAGGGAGAGACACAUGCUGCUGUCUUCAUCCUGGAAUAUAACUGACCUAAUGCUGUUAGACACAGUAAAAUAUUCUAAAUUAGUUAGAAUGUUUUAUGGAUACUGUGGUGAGGGACUUCUCCUUCAGCAUCUGCACAACUUUAUGCUUUCUAGAAAGAAUUCUCAAACCUCAAGGAAAGCUGUGUAGAUAUUGAUUAUUUCAGGAUGAAGUGAUGAGUGUUGUUCCAUCAAGCUUUAUUCUCUAUUCUGCCAUGCAGGUCAGAUAUCAUCUUUCUCUUUUGUUUCCCUCUGGUUCAGCAUGGCCAGUGCUCUCCAGGAAACCCCUUCACUCAAGGCCUCUCAGUUGGAGGAUGUUGAUGCAAAGCUCUCCUUCCUACCUGAAAGGCUGAGAAAGAAGCUGCUUCCUUUUCAGGAAAAGGGCAUCAUAUUUGCACUUCAGAGAGGUGGCAGGUGUAUGAUUGCUGAUGAGAUGGGGCUAGGAAAAACCAUUCAAGCAAUUGCCAUUUCAUAUUACUAUAAACAUGAAUGGCCUCUCCUAAUUGUAGUGCCUUCCUCCCUGAGAUACCCUUGGGUGGAUGAGAUGGAGAAGUGGAUUCCAGAGCUCUCUCCAGAUGACAUUACCAUCAUUCAGAACAAAACUGAUAUUGGGGGAAUAUCAACGAGCAAAGUAACAAUCCUGGGGUAUGGGUUGUUAACAUCUGAUGCACAGACCUUGGUGGACACUUUGUACAGGCAGAAGUUUAAGGUGGUUGUGAUUGAUGAGUCUCACUACAUGAAAUCCAGAAAUGCCACCCGUAGCAAGAUUUUACUGCCAAUUGUUCAGAAAGCUCUCAGAGCUGUUCUCCUUACUGGAACUCCUGCUCUAGGAAGACCUGAAGAGCUCUUCAUGCAGAUUGAGGCACUGUUUCCAGGAAGGUUUGGAACUUGGAAUGAAUAUGCUAAAAAAUACUGUGAUGCUCGUGUCAGGUUUUUUGGUAAAAGAAGGCAAUGGGAUUGUAGAGGAGCUUCAAACUUAGAGGAACUACAUCAACUUUUAAGUGAAAUAAUGAUCAGAAGAUUGAAGAAUGAUGUCCUAACUCAGCUGCCUCCCAAAGUCAGGCAGCGUAUUCCAUUUGACCUCCCACAAGCUGCAGCAAAGAGUCUGAAUGCCACUUUUGCAGAGUGGGAGAAAUUAAUGAGAAGUCUGAGGUCAGAUGCCACUGAAAGCAACUUUUCUGAAGUCAUGAGUCUGAUCACACGCAUGUAUAAGGAAACAGCCAUUGCCAAGGCAGGAGCAGUCAAGGACUACAUCAAAAUGAUGCUUGAAAAUGACAAACUGAAGUUCCUGGUCUUUGCCCAUCACCUGAGCAUGCUGCAGGCCUGCACAGAGGCAGUGAUAGAGAGCAAGGCUCGCUACAUCCGCAUCGAUGGGAGUGUUCCCUCUGCAGAGAGGAUCCACCUCGUCCAUCAGUUCCAGAAGGACCCCCAGACCCGCGUUGCUAUUUUGAGUAUUCAGGCAGCCGGUCAGGGUUUAACAUUCACUGCUGCCAGUCACGUUGUGUUUGCUGAAUUGUACUGGGAUCCAGGGCACAUUAAGCAGGCAGAAGACAGAGCACACCGCAUUGGGCAGUGCAGCUCAGUGAACAUUCACUUCCUGAUUGCCAAGGGAACCAUGGACACCUUCAUGUGGGCCAUGCUCAACCGCAAGGCCAAAGUCACAGGCAGCACCUUGAAUGGCAAGAAAGAGAAAAUGCAGGCUGAAGAAGGGGAUAAGGAAAAAUGGGAUUUUUUGAGUUUUGCUGAAACCUGGACCCCAAAUGAAAAUCUAGAAGAUCCCCAAAAUGAACUUUUAUUUACGCAUUUUGAAAAGGACAGACAGCACGACAUCCGCUCCUUCUUUUCCCCCAAAUCCUCCACGGAGAAGAAACACAAAAGAUUUUCUGGUGAUGAAUUGUUAUGCAAUGAUUCAGAACCUUCUGCAGGCACAAAAGAAGAGGGUGCAGAGAAGAGCAAUGAGAAUCUGGAUUCCACAAGGAUAAGCGAGGUGCAGGCAGUUUGUGAUGAAGAUACUUGUGAACAUGAAGCCAAAAGAGCAAAGAGCAUAAGUGGAUCAACCCCAGUCAGCUCCAGUAAUAAAAAGAAAACACCUCUGAAUGGAAAAAAGCCUUCUUUGUUUCCAGAAAAAAACUCUUCAAGUGAAAGUCCAGAUUUAGAUGAGGUUUGGCACUGCAGUGCCUGCACUUACACUAACAGUGCUCUGCUGCCUUACUGUGAGAUGUGCCAUUGCCCCCAGAGCAGGGAUGGUGAGAGAAAUGGUGAAGCUCCCAGGAGCCAGACUGAGGAAGAGGAGCCCAGGAGAGAUGGAGAGAGAGCAGAGGGCAGUGCUGAGGGCAGAAGAGGAAAUCUGGAGGAACUGGGGACCCACAAAUCUCUGGAAAUCAGAGAACAGGAAACUGUUGGCACUGAAAAGGAAGAAAGUGAAAAAGAAUGUGGAGAAGAUAAAUCAGACAGAUUCCAAGUAUAUGAUGGGCUUAUGUUCUGUGCAAGCAGGAAUACUGACAGAAUCCACCUCUAUACAAAGGAUGGUGAACCACUGAAUCAUAAUUUCAUUCCACUGGACAUACAGCUGGAUAACUGGGAAGAUUUACCAGAGGCUUUCCAGAACAAAAAGAAUCGUGCAUUGAUCCUGAGGUUUGUGAAAGAAUGGACUCAUCUAACAGCAAUGAAACAGAGGAUUGUCAGAAAAAGUGGUCAGAUAUUCUGCAGUCCCAUUCAUGCUGCAGAGGAGCUGUGUAAAAAGCAGUCAGUGGGCGGCAGCACAAAGAGGUAUGUGACCAGGGAGGACGUGGCAGCAGCCUCGCUGUCCAAGGCCAGCAGCAGCGGGGGCAGCGUUCGCCUCAUCUCCAGAGAAAUGGACAAAGGUGCUGCUCCUAAACCACCCACAAAACAGGUUCCGGAAGCUGGCAGUGCUCCCUCAGCCCUCCCUGCAGGGCAGACCGAUGCCGGGGGCCCCUCCCUGUGCCGGGGGUACCUGCAGGCGCUGGACGAGCAGGGGACCCCGCUGUGCCUGAGCUGCCAGCAGCCAACAGCAGCGCCCCCGGGCGGCCCGGCCUGGGACACGCGCUUCUGCUGCCGCGCCUGCCAGGAGCAUUUCUGCAUCCGCUCCAGCCAGGCCUACCUGCGCUCCAGCGUGUUCCUCAUCGAGCACGGCGUGUGCCAGGCCUGCCACAACAACGCCCAGCAGCUUUUCCUCAGCGUCAGGGAUGCACCCAGGAGCCAGAGGAAGCAGCUUCUGGAGAGCUCUUGGAUGUCUCACCUUCCCCUUGGGCAGCUGAAUGAGAUGAUCAGGAGCCCGGCGGAGGGGCAGUUCUGGCAGGUGGAUCACAUCCAGCCCGUGUACAGCGGAGGAGGACAGUGCUCCCUGGAGAACCUUCAGACCCUGUGCACAGCCUGCCACAGGGAGAGAACUGCAAAACAGGCCAAGGAAAGAAGCCAGCUGAAGAGAAAGUCUUUAGCUACAAAGCAUGCCUGUGAUAUCACCAAAUUUUUGGUGAAGAAGUAAAAUGCACAGUACAUUCAGGUACAUUGUAAGGGUGAAACCAAUACAGUUAGUGUUUUCCUCUUGCACUGAUUCAACAGAAAUUGCUGAUAUCAUGCUAUUGGUAGAGAGAAGAAAAUAAGGAAUUAAACCAAAGAAAUUAUCUGUAACAUCCAAAGUACUUGAUCAUCAUGUUUUUUAAUGGCCCUGGUUUAAAGCUAAAUUUCUGUGCAUAACUUUAAUGCUAUUUUGCAGCAUUACAGUUUCCUCUUGCAGGGUAGUUAGGGCUGCAAGAAUUUAAGGAAGUUCUGUUGAACCUGCUGGUGCUAUUACAGGGUUCAAUUGUAUUGGGAACUUCAUGGACCUAGAAGAUGUCUUGGCUUUAAUUCUUUUUGUCACUCACAUACCAAAACCACAGAAUAAAAUACAGUGCUGAUGACAAAAACUAGCACAAGUGAUUUGUUUCCUCUAGUGCUGCUCACCCACAGAAGGCUAACUCCUGGCAUGGGCCUGACUUACAGGAUUUUGGCAUUUAGAAUUGAUGUCAGUUGAAUUCUGGUUUUAUUUAAACCAGCUUGUAUUGAAAUGUUACUCAGGAUAGGAAAUGUUAAUAUUAGCAAUUAUCUUAUCAAAGGUCGUUUCUGGGAAAUGCUACAGUCAAAUUCUCCUUAAUGAGAUUGCAGAGAUACUGGUAAUUUUGGACUGCUUACCUGGCUUGCUUUACAGUUACUUUAAAUACAUACAGUUCUUUCUCCUGAUGAUUUUUUUAAUGCUCUGUCUCUCCUCCCCCCCAGCUGCUGAGCUGUAAGCUCCUAAAGCAGAGCUGUGCACAAAACAGUGCAGGCCUGAAAUUUCAACUACAGCUAUUUAAAAUAAGCUGAGUUUUCCUUCUGAGAAAAAUCUUUAAAGUUACAACUCUUGAACAGAGACAAAGACUGUUUAAGACAAGUUAGUUGCAUGAGUGCACUAUUUUCUACAGCCAAACUAACAGGCCUUUAGCUGUGUUGAUGAUGUUUGUGGUGUCUCAGUAUGAUAAAGGAAUCACCUCUCCAGCACUUUAAAUGACCAGGUAGCAAUAGCCUGAUAACCAAGUAUGAGGGACUUUCAAGUUUCUGCAGCCUUUACAAGAGGCCACACUGCAGUGUAAUAUUUCAUUAGAGAGGAGGAAACCAGAAGUAUUGGGGAAAAAGCUUAAGCUAAAUUUUACUUACUGGUAAAUCAGGAAUUGUUUGGUGUAAUUAAUUUUAAAGAAGCCACACAGUUUAAGAGCAGCUACAGGUCUUUAUCAUACUUACCCUGAUGUGUGAGGAAACACACAAACAGCCUGGAAAACAAGGUCUGUGGCAAGAUUUUACCUUGUUAACUCUUCUUCAUCCUGAAAAUGUAUUUCUAGUUCAUAGAACUUUAUGUGAGGAAAAAAGACACUGAUCCCUGUCCCCUCAAAGAAGUUUUAGGGUAACACCUGGGAUCUGCUGCUACCAGCAGAACUCAAUCUCUGUACUCAGUGUAGUCACAAUAUCCCUCCUGGAUCAGAGCAUGCAAGGAGGGCAUGGAAAAGCAUGGGAAUACUGAGAGCCAACAGCACGUUCAUAUUUAUUGAGUGAUGUUCACAAUACUGUAGCUGUUUGUACAUCUGUAAAGUAACGCUGAUCUGCUGAUUCUCAUUCAGACAGAUGAAGGUCACUGUAAAGCAACAUUGGCACAGGUGGGGUGAGGGGCCAGAGGUGACAGAGCUGUCCCCUCCUGUCCCAUGGAUGACAGGGAGUGCAGACAAAUAGCCUGGGUGAACACCAGGGAGUUGCUCACAGUGAAACACGUCCGGGGUGUCACUGCCAUCCAGCUUUGGCCCUUGCACCAAGGGAAGGAUACAGAGUAUCCCUCACCUCAGUGAUGCACUGCAGGCUGUCAGUCAGACUCACUGUCCACUUAGUUCUGUCUUCUGGGAGAAGUGAAGAGAUCUGGACAACCAGGAGACUUUAGCACAAACUAGAGUAUGAACUGUACACUUUAAAUAAAAAUAAGGAUAUUUCAGAAGCACUUGAAACAGUGAUUAACCAAAAAAUACUGGGCUCUGUGAUUAUGAUUAGUAAUAAAUAUAAAUUACUUAAUGUUUUUAUAUAUAUCGAUUUAAGUAGACUAACGUCACUUGAUAAAGUCUGAUCCUGAAGUGUAAAGCAGCACA
Molecule: messenger RNA, 8542 nt
Organism: Zonotrichia albicollis (white-throated sparrow)
Lineage: Eukaryota; Metazoa; Chordata; Aves; Passeriformes; Passerellidae
Source: RefSeq, a predicted model, not a curated record